GUGAUCGAAGCGGCAUAUUUCAUUGGUCUACGUUAGCAUAGUGUUUAUUUCCGGAAGUAAGUUAUCAGUGUCAGGUUUUCUAUCAGUGCUAUCGAACACAUCGGUUUAAAACGCGGCGACGACAGGUGUGUCCCUCAAGUCCAGGAUGGCACAUUGGUUUCACAGAAACCCACUGAAGGCAACAGCGCCCGUGUCUUUUAACUUUUACGGUGUAGCGGGAAGUACCGCUGCUAACAAGAUAUGCAAUGAUCUGAGGUCCACCAGGGCACGACUGCUCGAGAUGUUCACUGAUGUCACCUGCAACCCGGAGAUUAUGAAAAAUGCCUCAGAUGCUUAUUUCUCCCUCUUGCAAGGCUUCAUUGCAUCCCUUGAUGGAACUACACAGGAGAACAAGAUGAGAUUCAUCCAGAAUUUCAAGUGGACUGACACCUUACAGGGAAACACACCAAGUGCCCAACAAGAUGCAGUUUUUGAACUGGUGUCUAUGGCCUUCAAUGUUGCCGUCUGGUACACAAAGUUUGCCUCUCGACUUGCAGGCAAAGAAAACAUAACAGAGGUUGAAGCGAAAGAGGUUCAUCGGAGCCUGAAGGUUGCUGCUGGAAUAUUCAAAAACCUCAAGGAGGUUCAUAUCCCUCGUCUGAUCACUCCUGCAGAAAAAGGCCGAGAUCUGGAACCCAGAGUGAUUGACGCUUAUAUUAUUCAGUGUCAGGCAGAAGCCCAGGAAGUGACGAUUGCCAGGGCAAUUGAACUACAACACAAGGCUACAAUCGUUGCAGCGCUGGCAUAUGAAACGGCAAACUUCUAUCAAAAGGCCGAUCAUACCCUGAACACAUUGGACCCAGAGUACAGCAGCAAGUGGAGGAAGUAUCUCCAGCUAAAGCAGCUCUUCUACAUGGCCUAUGCCUACUGCUUUUAUGGGAAGACACUGCUUGCAAGCGACAAGUGUGGAGAGGCGAUACGAUCCCUCCAGGAAGCAGAAAAAUGUUACUCGGCCUCAGAGGCUUUGUGUAAAGAGUAUCGACAGACCAAAGGGCCAGGCACCACAGCCAAACCGUCAGAGCAGAUGUUCUUCCUCAGACUGGGCAGCGUCAUUAAAACCACACUGGAGAGGUGCCAGUCGGAGAAUGGAUUCAUAUACUUCCACAAGGUCCCAGUGGAGGCACCAGUGCUGGAGUUAAAGGCAGAUUACGGCCUGGCUGAGCCAAUCCCGUUUGAGCUGCCUUCUCUGAGUGAGCAGUGCACUGCGGAGGUUUACGCUACCUUUGACCUGACCAAGGGAGCUAAGAAUGACAAGGCUAAGCCCAAGGAGGAGGAGGUGAAACCCGUGAAGGAGCCAGAUUUGAAGCCUCAGAAAGACACAGGCUGCACCAUCUCCUAAACACUCGCACCGAUUUCACUCUCGGCCCCAUGCUUCGUCGUCGCCAUCCGAAUGUUAUGAUGGAAUCCGUAUUUCCAUCCACGUGCAUCUUCAUAGGUUUAUGUAUUUUAGAGGGUUACAUAAUGUUUUACAUCACCACCAAGCAGUGGGCAGUAUUUGCUGAAAACGUACGUCGUUGCAGUUGAACCGGACACAUUACACGUCAAUCUACGAAACCCCGACCCUGUAAAAGCCUUAAGACCAGCGCGGUUCUGUCGGUGGUGCCUUUCGGUCGCAGGGUGAACCCGUUCAAACCGUCUUCUAUUGAGACGGUCUGGGAUUUGAACCUGUGAUGCUCUGGCCUUUUGAACACAAAAAAAAAACAAACAAACAUUGAAACUGUUAAACA
Cynoglossus semilaevis (tongue sole) is the source of this 1766-nucleotide messenger RNA. It is a transcript of the gene brox, whose product is annotated as BRO1 domain and CAAX motif containing. NCBI's taxonomy places the organism in Eukaryota, Metazoa, Chordata, Actinopteri, Pleuronectiformes, Cynoglossidae. The coding region runs from base 146 to 1378 and encodes 410 amino acids. The record is from RefSeq and is a predicted model, not a curated record. The transcript has 13 exons.